Eruca vesicaria subsp. sativa (arugula) is the source of this 2099-nucleotide messenger RNA. The record is from the annotation of a GenBank genome assembly. Lineage: Eukaryota; Viridiplantae; Streptophyta; Magnoliopsida; Brassicales; Brassicaceae.
CUUUCUUCUCAAAGUUUGAUACUUUUAUCCAUUUAGUUGUGUUCUGUAGUCUUGCUUAAGCUGGGAAUGUAUUAACUUUUUCUUGUUAUCUCCCACGUAAUUUCUCUGGGUCUGCUCUUGGAAUGCAAUAAAGUCUGAGGACUGAGAUUAGCAUAUUAUAGACCCAAACCUAUGGCAUAUGCAACAGGAAUGACGCUUGCUUCAAAGACUAUCUUCCCUCUUUGUUCCAGAACCUUCUUAACUCCCUUACGUGUAGCUUCUUUGUUUGGUUUUCCUGAGAAAACUUCCUCCUCCACUUUCUUCACAAGGGUCCAAGACACUUCUACAACUCGUCUCUUCUCCUCUGUUAAGUGUUCUACUUCCUCUCUUGAGACAGGGGAGAAUCAACCUGCUUCUCGCCCUAAUGUAGUUGAUAUACUCCAAGAAAGAGGACUCCUAGAGUCAAUCACCAGCGAGAAUCUCAGGUCUACUUGUUCUGAUCCUAAUGUCGCUCCUCUGAAGGUCUACUGCGGGUUUGAUCCUACGGCUGAGAGUUUACACUUGGGUAAUCUCCUUGGUAUCAUUGUCCUUUCUUGGUUCCAAAGAUGUGGACAUCAAGCAGUUGGUUUGAUUGGUGGUGCCACUGGACGCGUUGGUGACCCAUCUGGCAAAAGCCUAGAAAGGCCUGAGCUUGACGCUGCUACAUUAGAGAAAAACAUUGCCGGGAUUAAAAAAAUCAUCGUCAAGAUUCUUGGUGGCAACAAUGCUGCUAGGUCUUAUGUGAUUUUUAAUAACUAUGACUGGUGGAAAGAUAUGACAAUGCUGGAUUUUCUGAAAAAGGUUGGUCGGUUUGCUAGAGUUGGACCAAUGCUGGCGAAGGAGAGUGUGAAGACGAGGUUAGAAUCAGAGCAAGGUAUGAGCUACACCGAGCUCAGUUAUCAGUUACUGCAAGGAUAUGACUUUGUUCACUUGUUCGACAAGGAAGGGGUCAAUGUUCAGAUAGGUGGGAGUGAUCAAUGGGGAAACAUAACAGCUGGAACUGAUUUGAUCCGUAAGAUUCUCCAAAAAACCGAAGAAGCUGCUUACGGGCUAACAUUCCCUCUCUUACUGAAAAGCGAUGGGACAAAGUUCGGAAAAUCAGAAGAUGGAGCCAUUUGGUUAUCUCCUUCCAUGUUAUCACCUUAUAAGUUCUAUCAGUACUUCUUCUCAGUUCCAGACGUUGAUGUGAUACGCUUCUUAAAGAGACUAACCUUUCUGAGUUUGGAUGAGAUCAAGGUGUUGGAAGAUGAGAUGAAGAAACCUGGUUAUGUCCCUAACACUGCGCAAAUGAAGCUCGCUGAAGAAGUGACCAGAUUUGUACAUGGUGAAGAGGGUUUGAAGGAAGCCAUGAAAGCAACGGAGGCUUUAAGACCGGGAGCUGAGACAAAGCUUGAUUGGAACUUGAUUGAGAGGAUUGCAGAGGAUAUACCAACUUGCUCACUGCCUGUUGAUAGAGUCUCUGGUGUUUCGAUUGUGGAUGUAUCGAUUUCUGCAGGGUUGUUUGAGAGCAAAUCUGCAGCAAGGAGGAUGUUGAAGCAAGGUGGGGUUUAUAUGAACAAUGAGAGAGUUGAUGAUGAGAAUAAGAGAGUUGAAGAAGAUGACAUUGUUGAAGGGAAAGGUCUUGUUCUCUCUUCAGGCAAGAAGAACAAAGUGGUCAUCAGAAUUUCCUAAGAUUUUUUUUAUAGAAGUGAUGUAUUAUUUGGUUUACAUUUUCACCAGUUUACGGAUACAAAACCGGAAACUAAAAAAUAAACACCAUUUAUUGGAGAAUGCUUGAGGACAAUAUAGGGAAUGCCACCAAAGCAAAAACAAUGUUAUCUUUUGGGAUUUCAAACCAAGAAACAUUUUAAAAAGCUAUUCCAGAUUGAUAGAACAAAAUGUAAAGAUAGAAUCUAAGUUCUAUGCUGCAGCAAGUAAACCAACAUCUUCGUUUACUUUGCCUUCAGAUUGCAUCUCUUUAACUGCUCUUAUUAACCCCUGGGUAAUGGCAUUGAGAUGCAAACCCUUUUGCUUCAUCUCCUCAAACAGCAUCUCUGCUUUUUCCCAGUCCAAUGCUUUGAGGCAGAAUGAUUGUAUCACCU